Andrographis paniculata is the source of this 790-nucleotide messenger RNA. Its product is annotated as antifungal protein ginkbilobin-like protein. The coding region runs from base 209 to 625 and encodes 138 amino acids. The record is from RefSeq and is a predicted model, not a curated record. Gene Ontology annotation, cellular component: plasmodesma. The transcript has a single exon. NCBI's taxonomy places the organism in Eukaryota, Viridiplantae, Streptophyta, Magnoliopsida, Lamiales, Acanthaceae.
UGAAGACGACAAGCGAAUAUAGCCAUGGUGUGGAACCCAAAUACCCAUCAAUCAUCACCGUUGAUGGAUCCUGGACGAACGGUGUAGAUUCAUCCCUAAAGUACGGACGGAGCAUUCAAGGAACUUACCAGUGCAUUUAUCGAAGCCUUACCCGCCGAUUCGUAUCGUCGUCUCCAGUUUCCUCAGCCGCCGCCGCCGCCGCCGCGCAAUGGCUCCGCUCGAUAGCACCGCCGUCCUCCGAUCACCGGUUCUGAUCCUCCUCGCCGGCUUUCUGCUCCACACCGCAACGUGCAAACCCAACACCGCCGUCAGCUCCGUGCUCUGCAAUUCGGGAACGUACACGAAAGGCGACCCUUUCGCCGCCAGUCUCGCCGCCGUCCUCGCCGAUCUGGAGUCCGUCGCGCCGUCGCGGCCAGGCUACGACUUCCGCAACAUCUCGCCAUAUCCGAACGCCUUCGCCUACGGCCACGCCGCCUGUAACCGAAGCCUCAGCGCCUCCGACUGCGCCGCCUGCCUCGCCGCCGCCAAGACCGCCGUGAUCGGCGGCUGCGACGCUCGGAUCGGGGGGCGCGCCUUGUUAAUCGAUUGUAACGUCAGAUACGAGCAGUACCCCUUCGACGAUUGAUUCGUCAAUUCCACGAUUGUCAAUUUUAGGGUUUGUAAUUUCCCCCAAAUUCGUUGUGGUAGUACACUCCGCAGUAAAAAUUGUACGUUCCAUUCGGCUAGUACCCGCCGCAAUAAAAGCUGUACGUUCUAUUAACAAUAUUGUAUCCUUAAAUGACCGGAUAAA